AUGUUUGACGAAGAAAAAUAAACACAAUUUAAUCAUAAAAAAAUAGUAAACAAAUAAUAUGGAAUAAAUAAUAGUUAUUAAACUACUCCAAGAUAAAAAAAAUACAGUUAAUUUUCUCAAUUAAAUAUAUUUAAUGAACAAAGUAAAGUGAAACAAGAAUAUGAAGAAAAAAUAAGUCCGCAAAAUAAAGACUCUUAGAAAAUAAAAAAUGAAGAUAAAUAUAUAGAACCUUUAUUUAAAUACACCGAUGAUUCAAGUGAUGAAAUCGAUAAUAAUAAAUAUUCUCAUUUACAAAUCUUUGGAAAAGAUUAUGUUAGUUUUCAAAAAUAUAUUGAUUAUAUAGAAAGUAAUGACUUUAAUAUAGAAAAGCUAAUAAAAAAAUUCCAUUUAUAAAAUAUCGGAAAUAUAUAUUUAUUUUAAUUAAAAUUCAAGACUUUUAGAUGGACGUAAAUAAUUUAUUUAUAUUAACAUAUUUUUUAUAUAUAAAUACUUAUUUUUUUUAUUAGUAUAAGAAGAACAAUCCAACAAAUAAAAAAAAUUGAAUUAGAAUAUUUAAAUUUAACCAAAUAUAUCGAUUCAUUAGAUAAAAAAUUCAUACCAUUAGACUCUUAAUAAUUAGAAAAAAGUACGAACUAAGGCGAAGUAUUAAAUAUUCUCUAAGAUUAACUAUAGAACAUAAUAAGUUAAUUCAAUUAUGACUAAGAAGAUGACGAAGAUUAAUAUACUAGAAAAUAAUUAAGGCUUUUAUAAGAAUUUAAGCUUUCUUUGAGAUGUUUUUGUGAAUUUUCAGAUAUAUUUGAAGACGGUAAGUAGAAGUAUAAGGAAGUUUUUAUAAAAAAGCAAGCCGGAGGUAGAUAUAACUAGAGAAGUCUUAUUCAAAAACUUUCUUGUAAAACCUUAUGUAAAUGCUAUGAUAAAAGAUAUUUUAUAAUUACUUAAGAUGGUAUUAUGUAUAGUAAAGGACUUGUGUACCCUAAUUCUUAAUUAAGGGAAGUGAUACUAUUCGAUUAUAAUUUUUAAAUAUAAAGUGGUUUGGAAUAUACAGGAUAUUAGCUAGGAUUUGCAAUUAAAACAAAUAGUCGAAAAUUUAAUUUAAUAUCUUAUGAUGUUUUUGAUUUUUUAGACAUUCUUUUUGCAAUAAAGAAUGCUUAUGAUCAUUCUAUAUAUGCAGGUGUACAUCGAUUUAAUUCUUUUGCACCACCUAGACUUAAUUGUAUUGCUAAAUGGUAUGUAGAUGGGCAAAAUUAUUUCUCUGAUGUAUAUGAUGCCAUUGACUCGGCUGUAUAAGAGGUUUUUAUUACCGGUUGGUGGGUAUCUCCGGAGCUUUUUUUAAAAAGACCACCUGAAAAAUAUCCAGAAUCUCGACUAGAUUUUUUGAUUUAGAAAAAGGCAAAUGAGGGCGUGAAAUUUUACAUUAGUGUAUAUUGUGAAACGGAGCUUGCUUUGUGCUUAAACUCUAAGUAUACUUAAUCUAAAUUAUAAGGGUUGCACCCUACAAAUAUUUUAGUUUAAAGACAUCCGAAAUAUGUUUUGCCCUUUAUGUGGAGUCAUCAUGAAAAAACAGUUGUUAUUGAUUAAGAAGUGUGUUUUAUUGGAGGAUUGGAUUUGUGUUAUGGGAGGUGGGAUACUUAAGGACAUUUAUUGUUUGAUAAAGGAGAAAAAUAAUUUUUUACGGGAAUUGAAUAUAAUAAUAUUAGAAUUAAGGAUUUUGAGAAUGUUACGAAUUUUUAAGAGUCUAAUAUUAAUAGGGAUUUUUAGUAAAGAUUACCUUGGCAUGAUAUUGCAACGAGAAUUAUUGGGCCGUCGGUAAAAGAUGUUUCAAAGCAUUUUAUUUAAUAUUGGAAUUUCGCAUAGAUUGAUAAUGAUAAUAAAGGAGGACAUUAAGGGUUUCUGAUUCCGUAGGAGAGAGCAGGAUAAAAUAAUCCAUUUAAACCGUAUAUUAAAGAAUUUAAUUAAAAUAAUAAACCAUAAUUUGAACAUUAACAUACUUUCAAGAAAUAAACAAGUUUUGAAUAAAUGCUUAUGAAUUAAGAAGAAAAACCUCGUGAGGAAAUAUUAUAACUUUUAAAGUAAUUAUAAUAAAUAAAACUUGACAAUGAUUAUGAUGAAUACGAAGAUAAUUAAGUUGAGAGUUCUAAUUCUUAAAAAGAAAGCAUUAUACUUGAAAAAUUAUAGUAACCUUAAGCAAAUUAUGAUACUAAUUUUUUAGAAAAAAAUGAAUUACAUGAUGACAAUGAAUUAACUUCUAAAGCAAGCCUUAAAUCAAGAAAAGAUUCUAUUAUGAGAUUUUCAUCUUACAAAUCUAUGUUUGAUAAGUCUUUCGAUAAUUUUGGUAGUAUAUAGAAAGAAAUUAUUUAAAGAAAAAAUAUUCUUAAAUUAUAAGUUAAAAAAUUUAAAUAAACAAAAAAUUAAACUUAGUAAAAAUGUCAAAUUUUGCGUUCCGCAAGCUUUUGGUCUCUAGGAUUAAGUAAAUUGGAUACUGAAACUUCAAUUUAAAUUGCCUAUUUGACUCUUAUUAAUGAGGCCAAUCAUUAUAUUUAUAUUGAAAAUUAAUUUUUUAUCAGCUCUCAUGCAGGUACUCCCGUUAGAAAUUAAAUAAGUAAUGCCAUUGUUAAUAGAAUUAAAAAAGCGGCCGCUGAAAAAAAUAAUUUAAAGUUAUUGUUUUUAUACCUUUAUUACCA
Molecule: messenger RNA, 2681 nt
Organism: Ichthyophthirius multifiliis
Lineage: Eukaryota; Ciliophora; Oligohymenophorea; Hymenostomatida
Product: phospholipase d1, putative
Exons: 2
Biological process (GO): phospholipid catabolic process
Cellular component (GO): plasma membrane
Molecular function (GO): D-type glycerophospholipase activity
Source: RefSeq, a predicted model, not a curated record